CUGAAAGUUAUUUCCCAAAUAACUAAAUUCAAAUAGAUUACUUAUGUAAACUUAAGUGCAUUAUGAUGCCGUCAUGAUGCUUAUCAGGUGUCCAGUGCUUUGCUAAGUACAGUUAUAUUACGUUUAUGAUAUCCGACCGAUCAAUGGAGACAAUUUUCAAUAGUUGUGUCCAAAAACUUGCUCCCGAAAAGUUGCCGAUAUUCAGUUGGAAUACUAAGAAAGUUAUAAAGUCUUUCGUGAUACAUUUCCAGGUAGCAGAAAUCCUUAUUCACUUAAAGUUAUCUCGUGAUAUUGGUUUUGUAGGUCAGGAUAAACCUUACACAUGCCGUGCUCGUUUGGUAUUUUGCAUAAUUCAGUCUCUGUUUGGUUUUUGUAACUGGCUGAAAGAAAUAGACGUAGGUAGCAUAACCACUCAUAGCAAUGGAGAAUAGAUGGACAGCACUUGUGCACAAUGACACCACAAACCAGAAAUCCCAGAAACUAGAUAUGGAAAAAAUUACACCAAUGGAAAAUCUCUGUUAGUUCGCUCUAACUCCCUGGGUAAAUGUUACAUAAC
Heterobilharzia americana is the source of this 556-nucleotide messenger RNA. Lineage: Eukaryota; Metazoa; Platyhelminthes; Trematoda; Strigeidida; Schistosomatidae. The record is from the annotation of a GenBank genome assembly.